Messenger RNA from Dracunculus medinensis (Guinea worm), 1998 nucleotides. Lineage: Eukaryota; Metazoa; Nematoda; Chromadorea; Rhabditida; Dracunculidae. The record is from the annotation of a GenBank genome assembly.
AUGGCAUCGAAAUGUCCUGCUUCAAAAAUUACUGAAGAAAUGCGAUCGUAUGUAUUAAAGGAACACAAUAGGCUUAGAUCGCAGUUAGCAAACGGUGAAGCAAGAGCGAAAUCGAACGGACUUAUGCCAAGAAGUUCGAACAUGCAUGAAUUGGAGUGGGACUGCGGCCUGGAAGAAAGAGCGCAACAGUGGGCUGAAUAUUGCGAUUUCGAGAUUCAACGCAAGAAUUCCGUAAUUAUAGCGGUGAGAAUUUAUAAAAAACAAUUCGAAGAUGCGAUAGAAGGAUGGUGGUGGGAGGAAAUAAAAGAUAUGCCAGCACAUUCUACUAUGGAUGGUACUCCAGGAAGUGUUUUGCAUUUUACUCAGAUGGCGUGGGCAAUCACAAGCAAACUUGGCUGUGGAAUGGCUAAAUGCAACAGUAAUAAUGAAUAUUCAUUUAGGGUCCAUGUUAUUUGCCAUUAUGGCCCAAGGGGAAACUCGGAUAAUAUGAUCUAUGAAGAAGGUGAACCAUGCAGCAAGUGUUCAGAUUACGACAGAAUAUGUAAUGGUAAUGGCCUUUGUGCUGUUGGUGAUGAAUCUGCUGAAGCGCGCGAUGAUGAAGAAACUUCAAGCGAAGAACAGCUUAUAAACCAUAAAGAAAUCGAAUUGCUGACUGAAAAAAUCCUGAAGCAUCAAAAUGAAGCGAUUAUGCCCAGCGAAACUAAAAAUCCUAGUGAAAAAGAAAUUUCGAAUGAAGAGCCUAAAGAAGAGCAUAUAAACCAGGAAAAAACCGAGCUGGAUGAAGUCGCCGUUCCUCAGGACGGACCGAUAAUAUCAACAGAAAUUGAAAAGCCUAGUGAUGAAGAGACUCCAAGUGAAGAGUCUAGACAAAAACAUGCUAAUUAUGAAAAAAACAAAUUGCCGCCGAAAAAACUCCCAGAGCAUCAGAAUGAAGCAGUCAUUCCAAGCGGAACUGAGGAGCCUAGUGAAAAAGAAACUUUAAUCGAAGAGCCUAAAGAGGAAUAUAUAAACUAUGCAGAAACCGAGUUUCCAAUGGACGAAGUCACAGAGAAGCCUCAUGAUCAACAAAUAAUAUUAGAGGAAGCUGAAAAACCUGAUGAUGACGAAACUCCAAGUGAAUUACCUAAAGAAGAACCUGCAAGCUAUGCAGAAAUCGAGUUGCCAACAGAAGUCACAAAAAUUUUGCCAAAGGACGAAGUCACUGGACCUCAGGAUGAGCCAAUAGUACGAAGGAAAAUUGAAAAACCUGGUUAUGAAGAAACCCUAAGCAAACGACCUGAAGAAGAUCCUGCAAACUAUGCGGAAACUACGCCGCCAACAGACAAAGUCACGGAAUCUCAGGAUAAAUUGAUAAUGCCAGCAAAAACUGAAAAAUUUGGUGAUAAUGAAACUCCAAGUGAACAGCCUGAACAAGAACCAGCAAACGAUGCAGAAACCGAGUUGCCAGCUGAAGUUACAGAAACUUUCGCUGGAUCUCAGAAUGAACCAAUAGUACCAUGGAAUAUUGAAAAGCCUGGUUAUGUAGAAACUCCAAACAAACGGCCUGAAGGAGGGCCUGCAAACUAUGCGGAAACUGCGCCGCCAACAGACAAAGUCAUGGAAUCUCAGGAUAAAUUGAUAAUGCCAGCAGAAACUGAAAAAUUUGGUGAUAAUGAAACUCCAAGUGAACAGCCUGAACAAGAACCAGCAAACGAUGCAGAAACCGAGUUGCCUGCUGAAGUUACAGAAACUUUCGCUGGAUCUCAGAAUGAGCCAAUAGUACCAUGGAAUAUUGAAAAGCCUGGUUGUGAAGAAACUCCAAGCAAACGACCUGAAGAAGGACCUGCAAACUAUGCGCCGCUAACAGAUGAAGUCACGGAAUUCCAGGAUGAACCAAUAAUGCAGGAAAAAAAGCCUGAUGAGCAAGAAACUCCAGGUGAAGAGAUAGUUAAUAAAGGAAAAAUAGAUGUAUCAACAGAACCUAUUCUAUCAAAGUUUUUUAGUUACUAUUUAAGAUAA